AUGGUUUCAGGAUUGGUACAACAAGCAUCUCCACAAGCUGCACCAUGCCUAGAGUUAGAGAAAAGGUUCUACUCAAUCAUCACCUUUCAGAUCACUUUCUACACAGUACUAGCAAAUUCCUGUAAGUUCUUCCUACCUGUACAAGCUUUCAGGACCCUCAGGCUUGGACAAGAGGGAACUGGCAGGACGGCAGCCAGUGAUGUGGCUGUAGGAAUCAUCUUCCUGUCACAGAUUGUGGUUGGAGUUCUGGGCAAUUCAUUUCUCCUCCUCCGUUACCUGGUACUUUACUUCACUGGGCACAGGGUAAAGCCCACAGACUUGAUUCUUAAGCACUUGAUUGUGGCCAACUUGCUAACCCUCCUGUGUAGAGGAGUUCCCCAGACUAUAGAAGCUUUCAGUUUGGAAUUUUCCCUUGGUGAUAUUGAAUGCAAGCUGCUUUCCUAUGUUCACAGGGUGGGCAGGUGCAUGUCCAUUGGCAGCACCUCUCUCCUAAGUAUCUUCCAGGCCAUCACCAUUGGCCCCAGGGACUCCAGCUGCUCAGAGCUUAAAGUGAAAGCUCUCAGGAACAUUGGCACCACCCUCCACCUGAGCUGCAUACUAUACAUGCUUAUAACUAUAAUUAUUCUUAUGUACAUGACUGGAAAAUGGAAAAACACAACCAUGACAACCCUAAAAGAUUUUGGAUACUGUUCUAGUUUUCAUCAUGACACAACCACAGUCACACUGUUUGCAGCAUUGCUCUUAUUCCCUGAUGCUGUGUGUGUGGGCCUCAUGCUCUGGGCCAGCAGCUCCAUGGUGCUCACCCUGCACAGGCACAAGCAGAGAAUGCAGCACAUUCAGAAGACCAUCUCUCCCAGGUUCUCCCCAGAGUCCAGAGCCACCAAAACCAUCCUCCUCCUGGUGAGCACCUUUGUCUCUUUUUACACACUUUCCUGCAUCUCUCAGGUUUGUUUGACUGUUAUUUAUAAUCCCAACUGGUUCCUGCUGAACAGGGCUGCAAUAGUCUCUGGGUGUUUCCCUGCUGUCAGCCCCUUACUGCUCAUGAGCAGAGACUCCAGGGCAUCCAGGUUCUGUUUUUCAUGGAUAGAGAACAGGAAAUCCCCUGUUCUGAUGAUGAACAUGUGA
Molecule: messenger RNA, 1125 nt
Organism: Sciurus carolinensis (gray squirrel)
Lineage: Eukaryota; Metazoa; Chordata; Mammalia; Rodentia; Sciuridae
Product: vomeronasal type-1 receptor 4-like
Exons: 2
Coding region: 1-1125 (374 amino acids)
Biological process (GO): G protein-coupled receptor signaling pathway
Cellular component (GO): membrane
Molecular function (GO): pheromone receptor activity
Source: RefSeq, a predicted model, not a curated record